Pecten maximus is the source of this 8618-nucleotide messenger RNA. RefSeq lists its product as uncharacterized. The record is from RefSeq and is a predicted model, not a curated record. The coding region runs from base 749 to 3337 and encodes 862 amino acids. NCBI's taxonomy places the organism in Eukaryota, Metazoa, Mollusca, Bivalvia, Pectinida, Pectinidae. The transcript is spliced from 5 exons.
CCGACUGACGCGAGAAAUGUGCCGAACUCGUGCUGGUUUAAAGUGAAAGGGGAAAAAAGUUUAGGUUGGGUGACUGGGAUAACCCUAAGGUGCAGAGGAAUGAACCGCAUGACUGAAGCCGAUAAAAACCUCGACCCCAUUGUCAUACCAAGCAGACGACUCGCUGAGUUUUUACCCCUCAGUUUGAGGGAUGGCACUCGCUGCAGUCAGUGUUGUGAGAGGGGGACCGCAGCGACACGACUUUCUCUUCGUGUCAGCUGGAACUUUGGACGUCUGAGACGUUUAGGAGUGUGUCCAUCUUAUAGAUUUCUAAUUCAGUGAGUUUGUUGACAACUCUUGUUUAAGGAUGAUCGUUUGCCUUUAUUUAUCAAUGUGGAUGAAACUUUUUGACUCUCAUUCAUUCUAGUCCACUGUGUUGACAGGCACGCUUGGGCUGCUUGAGGGGUCGUCUCGGCACCAUUCCAUAGUAUACACGCGUGGAACUUUAAAAGAGCCGAUAUGCAACAGUGAUAUUCAGAUGGAGAAUUUUUUUUAUUGAAAACUGAAAAAUGUUUAGAGUAGACUUACAGCUGUUUUCUCUACACUUGAGAGACAUUUUUGCCAAGAAAAUGACAAAUAAGUUUCGAUUAAGGGAUACAUAAUUCAGUAUAUCUAGCAUGGUAAUUAGAAAUUAAGAAUCUAAGGAAGGAUUAACUGAUGAUACUGUGUAAAAUCUAGUAUAUCCAAGCACUUUGUUCUGAAUGACACCAUGUCGCAUGACAGACGUGAGCGAAGCCGUAAAAAAAUCAUGGUGAAUGCACCAGUGUUUCGAAGACUUUGGAUAUUUAUGGCACUGGGGAUGAUAAUCGCAGUCCUAGGACUGGUAACCAUUGUUGUCCAUUUCCUGAUCGGGAAUAUCACGUCGUCUUCGGAUUUGACAGAGAUCUUACCCAACUAUAUAACUGGUCUUGUGAUAUGUGCUGAUGGCAUGCUGAUUUCCAUUUUGUUUUGGAGGCGACAUAUAGUUUUGGUGUUUGUGGAAGUGGUGCUGUGUUUCGGAGUCGGUGCGUUUUGUGCUGCCCUAGCUGUGCUGACGGGGACCCACAUUCUCCAACCAAUCAGAAGUCUCCAGGACUGUAUCCAUGACGAUAACCGUAGAGUGUGUGCCUGUACCAGUAGUUACCGACGAAAUGCUCUCCUUUUGGAGUCAAGUACCGACCGAAGUCUCUACACAUUUGAUGGAACGAUCAGCUGUACAUCAAUUGAGGACAUCCUACCGAUCUUCCUGUAUGUACAGAUUGGACUCUUCGCCAUCGUCUUUAUCCUGUGUAUCACCACCAAAAUCCUGGCAUUUCUGGUACUGAGGCUGGAGAGGACCUCCCUGGCCACAUUACAGGAGGAGACUUACGAGGAGAUAUUUACAGUGAGUGGUAGCUCCUGCUCUGAUUUAACAAGUGAGGAUGAAGUCACAAUUCAAACAGGAUCAAACAUCAGCUCCGCACCAAAUUGUGUCAAUCCGGCAGUGAAAGGAUUCUCUGAUUCUAUUGGUCAAAAACACAAUGGAAUAUAUGCCCAGCCAGCAGGAAUACUAAAAAAUUUGGAUAGAACUGCUACCCCAUUAUCUGACUUUCCCGCAGCCAAUCGUUUAGUUAGGUCUAAGUCAUGUGACUCAAUUGACGAGAUUUAUGCUCGGAGCACAAAGGGACCAGGAAGUGACAAGCUUCCCGAGAAAGGUAAGGGGAAGUUAAAGGAACACAGGAGAAGGGAGAGAAGGGCCGUAACUCUACAUAAUCUCGACUCUAAACAGUUGAUGUCUGUAUUAAGUCUUCACAUGAGAUACCUUGAGGAAACAGAGACAUUGAAAUCCCAAAGUCAACUCCAUACACAGGCAGACAGUGUCCCGACAGAGGUCAAACGUAGAGCCAUAACUCCACAGCCGUAUCACCUAAAGUACGGACAGACAAGUACACUACCUCGCACUGUAAGGUCUCACACACCGCAGCCGAAUCAGAGGCUGACCGACAAACAGGAGAGCCAUUAUCGUAAUAUGAUGAAACAGUUGACAGACUCAUCUCAAGUGCUACAGAAAACACAGCAAAAUACAGCCAUACCUAUUGGCUCUCCUUCACAGCAGGCCAAAAAUUCAGCCAAUCAGUAUAAACCUUACAAAAAUAAUAUGGGUAUUUCACACUCGCUUCCAAAUCACAGACGUAAUGAAAUUGAAUCCAUAGGAAGUGAGUCUGUUGAUGCAAGUGAAAUUGACGAGGAUGUUAAUAUUAAACAAAUGCCAAAAUCGCGACCUUCUGUGAAAAAUUACUUCCUUCCUCCGCAACCUGUGCACAGGUCAAAGUCUUUAACCCCCCCACAACUACCAGAACUUCAGCACAGACCAGGGGUCAACAAAGGUCAACUUCCCCCUCAGCCAAUCAAACGUGGUGAAGACAAUAAUCUCCCGCGGGACCCUGUUCACCGGGGCUCAGCGUUUGAGGUAGUAGGACACUCAGGACAAGGCCAUGCUAUAAAUAGCUGUGGGAUUUCCAAUAACAGGAUUUAUUCGAGGCCAGGAGAUAUUCAAUGUGACAAAGUGAUAAGAGAGAACUUUCAGUUGUAUGAGAGUCCCUUCUUGUUAAAUAACAAUGGACUGAAAUCAUAUAUACAGCCAAACUUUACCUUAUCCAAUCACGCGGCCCGAAAUCUACCUCCACCUCCGUAUGCCCCGCCCCCAUCUUACAAACAUUUCAUGUCUCUAUCACAAGAUGGCUCCCUCAGUGACAUGGUUGAUGAUGAAAGCAUUGACGGUUCUCUAAAUAAUAAUCAAAAUGGUCGAGCCAAUAUCAAACCAACCGUUGCUAAUGGAAAUAAGUCGGAAGUGACAAUGUCUAGUGAUGAUGACGUGUUUCUGCCAGAGGACAAAGCAAUGUAUAGUCAGGUUGCUAAGCGACCAGUACAUCACCAAGGUGAAAAGAUAUCUCCUCACCAUCACUACCACACACCCCAUGCUCCCUACCUCCCGCCCCGCGACCACACCACUCCUCCUCGCGAUCCCAUGAAAAUUCCUCCUCGACAACCAUGUGACCCCAGAGUACCUCCUCUUCAGGAUAACAUUUACGCUAACUACAGUAUGUACCACAGGGUACCCCCACAGAAUUCAGUCUGGACACGAGCAGGAAAUUAUCCGAAUGUCCACAACUACGAGGAAAUUGAUGACCUAGAUGUGAAUAUGACAUAUUCGUAUGAUGAUAGUUCAUCGUGUGGCAUGUCUAGCCAAGCAUCACUGUUACCACAGGAACACAAACAAUGGUUACAUCCACAUCCGUUCACUGGAGGGGAACCAGAAGUUCUAGAAACAAUGAUAUAGUGACUACAUUGGUAACCGUCGGUUCUAGAAACAUCGAUAUAUUGAUUACAUCUGUACCCGUCGGUUCUAGAAACAAUGAUAUAGUGAUAACAUCUGUACCCGUCGGUUCUAGAAACAAUGAUAUAGUGAUUACAUCUGUACCCGUCGGUUCUAGAAACAUCGAUAUAGUGAUUACAUCUGUACCCGUCGGUUAUAGAAACAUCAAUAUAGUGAUUACAUCUGUAUCCAUCGGUUCUAGAAACAACGAUAUAGUGAUUACAUCUGUACCCGUCAGUUCUAGAAACAUCGAUAUCGUGAUUACAUCUGUACCCGUCGGUUAUAGAAACAGCGAUAUAGUGACUACAUCUGUACCCGUCGGUUAUAGAAACAACGAUAUAGUGACUACAUCUGUACCCGUCAGUUCUAGAAACAACGAUAUAUUGAUUACAUCUGUAACCGUCGGUUAUAGAAACAACGAUAUAGUGACUACAUCUGUACCCGUCAGUUCUAGAAACAACGAUAUAUUGAUUACAUCUGUAACCGUCGGUUAUAGAAACAACGAUAUAGUGACUACAUCUGUACCCGUCGGUUAUAGAAACAAUGAUAUAUUGACUACAUCAGUACCCGUCGGUUAUAGAAACAAUGAUAUAGUGAUUACAUCUGUACCCGUCGGUUCUAGAAACAACGAUAUAGUGAUUACAUCUGUACCCGUCGGUUCUAGAAACAAUGAUAUAGUGAUUACAUCUGUACCCGUCGGUUCUAGAAACAAUGAUAUAGUGAUUACAUCUGUACCCGUCUGUUCUAGAAACAACGAUAUAUUGAUUACAUCUGUACCCGUCGGUUCUAGAAACAACGAUAUAGUGACUACAUCUGUACCCGUCAGUUCUAGAAACAAUUGAUAUAUUGAUUACAUCUGUACCCGUCAGUUAUAGAAACAUCGAUAUAUUGAUUACAUCUGUACCCGUCGGUUAUAGAAACAAUGUAUAGUCAGGUUGCUAAGCGACCAGUACAUCACCAAGGCGAAAAGAUAUCUCCUCACCAUCACUACUAUAUAUAGGAACAAUUAUAUAGGUGAGGUUAUUCUCAGGCACCGUUGGAGAGUUAAAUUGAAGUCAUAGGGGAUUAUGUCCCAUAAUCUCUUCAAUGUAAGGCGGGGGCAACCAGAUGUCUUAAAGUGAAAGCACAAUAUUGUGUUUUAACUCCAUUACCCUUCACUUUCGGAAGGAAAACUAGACUUUUGGAAACUUUGAUAUAGGGGACAAGAUCCUUGCAUGAGUGAAACCAAAGAUAUGUGAAAGACAUGCUGGAAGGUAUGCUGAAAGACAGGUGAGAGAUAUGUGAAAUAUAUGUGGAAGAUAUGUGAAACAAAUUUAUCUCGCCACCCUUCAAUGGUGGAAAACCAGCAGUUCAGGAAAUCUGGUACAUGUACAUGUAUUUGGGGUUGUAUCCCACAAUUCCACACUGGAAACUAUGGUACAUGUGCUGAAAUCCCAGUCCUUUUGAGGGGAACUCCAGGCUCUGGAAACUGGAAAAAUAUAGUGUGAUCCUAGACUACUACCACGAUAAAACUGUGAUGACCAGUACUAUUUCUGAUUUAUAGCCAUAUCUAGUGGACGACCAUCAAAACAUUAAAAUGCUACAGCAGCGAUACAAAUUGUAUGUAAACGAUGAAAGAGUUGAAUGUUUUGUUUGUGUCGGAUGCCGUUCUUGCCUCAAGGUGUGUGAACAAUUUCUGUGUAUUGUUUCGAUUCUAUGUCGCAUGUUUUACACACAAACGCUUGCAUAUAAAAUGUGAAUUUUAAAAUUUUUGAUAUGGCAGUGGUAUAUGUACUGUAGUUUCCUCAGUACACAUACAACUAACGUAUAUUUUUUUUUUUAAAUUCAAAUUUUAUAUGCAAACACUUUUGGUUUUACAUUGGUGGAAAGGCUGCAGCUGCCUCAGAAGCCAAUAUUAUGUUACCGAAUUUUUUUUUUUUUUUUUUUUGUAACUUUUUUUCUCAUUAUGAUCUUUAAAAAGCUACAAAUAUUAACAACUGUGUUGCAUUACAAGUGACAAAGUAAGAUUUUGGUGCUGAGUAUGGUGCCAUAUUUAUCCUACAAUAACCCCACAGGUACAACACAUAAACUGCAACACAAAAGUCGGAUUUGGCCAUCAUCACCUCCCCAGGAUGGCAGUAUCCUCUUCAGAAUAUACUGGAUCACAAUCCUUGGUAAGUGAGGAUAAGGAUGGACUUUAGGGCUUCAAAUUGACGCUUGACCUUUAGCAGUUACAGAAGUCGAAUCACAAAUUCUCAGAAAUCUGAAGGGUCAAAAUAUGGACUUUAGGGCUUCUAAUUGACCCUUGACCUUUAGCAGUUAGAGAAGUCAAAUAACGAUCCCUCAGAAAUUGGAAGGUCAAAACAUUCGCUGAAUUAACAUGUAACAGAAUUCCAAGAGUCAAACCAUACUCGCAAGGGUCAACUGGAGAGUCAAAAACAUACUCUCAAGGGUCGACUGGAGAGUCAAAAACAUACUCACAAGGGUCGACUGGAGGGUCAAAAACAUACUCUCAAGGGUCGACUGGAGAGUCAAAAACAUACUCUCAAGGGUCGACUGGAGGGUCAAAAACAUACUCACAAGGGUCGACUGGAGAGUCAAAAACAUACUCUCAAGGGUCGACUGGAGAGUCAAAAACAUACUCACAAGGGUCGUCUGGAGAGUCAAAAACAUACAAGGGUCGACUGGAGAGUCAAAAACAUACUCUCAAGGGUCGACUGGAGGGUCAAAAACAUACUCACAAGGGUCGACUGGAGAGUCAAAAACAUACUCAUAAGGGUCGACUGGAGAGUCAAAAACAUACUCUCAAGGGUCGACUGGAGAGUCAAAAAAUACUCUCAAGGGUCGACUGGAGAGUCAAAAACAUACUCACAAGGGUUGACUGGAGAGUCAAAAACAUACUCUCAAUAGUCUACUGGAUACCCUGGGCUUGUGACAGGACAGUAAAAUUUCAUUAACUGUUUCUUUUAGUGAACAGCAAUAGGUGGGGUUAUUUGUGGAUAAAUAAGAUAGCUACAUUGUAUAUACUCAUUGAUUGUUCCCGCGUAUCAUGUCAAUACAUACACAUGUAAAGUUUGUAUAUAAGACCUAUGUAAAGCCAUAGAAAAUUAGUGUAUGUCGACACUUAAUAUGUUAACUAUGGAUUAUUGUUGAAAAUGUUUUAAAAUUUCAAAUGGUGCUUGUUUAUCAUGAAAAUGAAAAAAAAAACCUAUGAUUUAAAUCAUUGAUGUCAGUUUUUGUUUAUUGAUUGAAUUUCAUGUUGAAUUUAAAGAUUUUUUUUUCUUAUUCAGAUUUUUUAUCAUUAUCUUUUUUGAAGAUUUUCCCCUCUAUAUGAGCAUUUUUUGUUUCAGGUAAACAGUAUGUACUAUAUGUUGGUUUAGAAGUUGCAGAUUAGUUAUCUUACGACACAACCUUUGAUUUUUUUUUAGGAUUUUAUUUUAAAAUGUAGAUAUUUUAAGUUUAGUUUUUGUUACAUAUUUCAUACAUUAUACUACAAUUGAACAUUUCAUACAGUCUGUAUUUUCAUUUUGUUUUAAAAUUCUUGAUAUAAAACAUCACUUAGUAUUAUUGUAACAGUUAUCAUUUGAUUGGCCGCAAUAACAUUCUAUUAUAAUUUUUGAGGAGGGACAUUUACUAUAUUGAAAACCAUAUUCAUGCUUGUAAAAACACUGAUGUCAUCAGUUUUGUGGUUGGUGUUGAUUAUGAACUUAUACUAUCUUUUGAUGUCAAAGUGUCAUUUUAAACAAUAGUUAAUAAUGCAUUGUGUUUUACCUUGUUUAGCUAGUAAUAUAGGUUACAAGGAAAUAGGAGGUAGGGUAAGGUAAUGAUAGGUAUUCUUUAUAAGGAAGUUAAGAGGGACUUCUGAAUUAUAGGUAUCAACAAACUCGAUAGAUUACGACAUCCUGGUGUGAUGUGUUUAAUCAAAAGUAAAAUAUUUGGAUUGAAAAUAUAGAAGAAACAAUAGGUCUUUUCACCAGUAAAACGAAGCCGAAACAUUCGAAAUUGUAAUUCCAACUAAAACAUGAUAAAAUGACAGUAAAAUAUGAAACAAAAUUGUAAUUCUAACUCAAACACGAUAAAACGACGGUAAAAUACAAAACCAAAUUGUAAUUCUAACUCAAACACGAUAAAACGACGGUAAAAUAUGAACGUACCAUAUUUGUAUGGAGACCCUUGGUAAAGUACAAGGGAAAUAAGACCAGGUGUUCCAGUAGAGUAAGCGUCUUCUCCACUAAAAGGCAGUAAUAGUACCAAUAAUGUAUAGAAAUGUCCUCGUUUUUAUUUCCUCAAAAAUACACCUCGGACGUUAAUGAUUAUUAGAAGUAACUUUUUGUCAUGUGACAUGUCAUGUGGUAUACAAAUUGUGGCCAUGGUGUUACAAUGAUUACCUGCUAACAGGAGCAGAUAACUCUGUAUUACAAAAAGACAAAAUAUACAUGAAGUGAAAUUUUCUAAAGCAGAAACCUCAAAGAUACUAAACUCUCAUUCCUAAAGUAAGCAUAACGACAUUGCUGAAUUUAAAGAAGGAGAAUCUGAAUCCCAGUAUAUUACUGAUACACUAUGAGAUAUAGCUAUCAAUUAUACAAUGGAGAUAUGAAUUAAUGAUUAGUGCAUGUUAUUCGGUUGAUAUAUCAAAAAUCUCAUCCUGUUAGUCAAUAGGACUGAAAUUAUUUUGUUCAAUUUAAGAAUGAUAUUAAUGUAUAUAGAUUCUUCCUUUGAUAUCUGUUAAUUGGCCUGGAGUUUGAUUUAGAUUGAAAAGAGUCAUAAAAGCAUCACAUGUACAAAUAAGCAUUUUCGUUACUUUCAUUUUUUUAGCAACAUUUUCAUUUUAAUUUUUCAUUUUGUUUUUGUAAGAAAUUUUUUCCGGAGACCAAAUUUUACAUUCCUGAUCGUUUUUGGGACCAAGAUGUUGAUGUUAUUUUUCAGUAUUAAUGUAAUACUGUAUGUUUAAGUGUAAAACACUAGAAUUACACGUAUAUAUCACACAUACACGGUAAUGUUUACAGAUGUUUUCUUCAUCUAUUGAACGUUGCCUUAGUCCGAAAUUCACCUUGUCCCAACACCAGUGGAAACAUCUGGAAAUUCACCUUGUCCCAACAUCAGUGGAAACAUCUGGUUGGGGGACUAGAAGAAACCUAAGCUAAUAAUGAUCCUAGGAAUAUGAAUUGUACACAUUAAAAGAUUUUGAUAUUCUUCAGGUAUGUUGUAGAUUGUGUCAGCUUUAGGUUUCCAUGGAAACAGUAUUGUGUUAUCAUUUGUAUAUAUA